Molecule: messenger RNA, 2251 nt
Organism: Diospyros lotus (date-plum)
Lineage: Eukaryota; Viridiplantae; Streptophyta; Magnoliopsida; Ericales; Ebenaceae
Exons: 6
Coding region: 293-1897 (534 amino acids)
Biological process (GO): cortical microtubule organization
Cellular component (GO): cortical microtubule
Source: RefSeq, a predicted model, not a curated record
GCGAGAGAAGAAGCAUCACAUCACUCCGUCGAAAUCACAGAUAAACCAAACGCAGGCCAAGUCACUGUCGUCGUCUCAUGAACGAACCCCGUUUCCCCCCACAUUUAUCGCGCACCCCUCUCUCUCUCUCUCUCUCUCUCUCACGCGAGCUCUGUUACUCUUUCCGGCCAUUAUUGGACCGAAGGAUGGAAUAAAUUAACGCAAGCUGCCACUGCACCUCUUCUUCUCCUCCUUCAGCCUCUGCACUGGACGUUUCUGCGACACAUCUACUGGAGCUCUUUUUUUCGGCAAAAUGGCGGCAUCUGUGCAGUGUAGACAACAAGAGAGGAGCCUUGGGAUGGUGAUGAAAGAAAAGGAUGAUGAUCUAGAUUUGUUCCUUGAGAUGCAGAGCCGCGAAACGGAGAGGAACAGCCUUCUUCUCCAGAGCUCUGAUGAUUUUGAUGAACAAAUACAUUCCAAACAAGAAAGCUCUUCAAUAUCUUAUAGAACAUCUGCAUUGCCUGCAAGCCAAACAGCUGCCAAUGAGCUUCUGAGCUGUGAAAAUGAUAGAACUGAUUAUGAUUGGCUUCUUACACCACCUGCUACCCCACCAUGUCCUUCAUUAGAGAUGGAAUCAAAGAAAACUGCAAUGAAACAGAUAGGGAUUUCAAAUGGUCGUCCUGUGGCCCCAAUAUCUGUGUCAGAUAACCAACCUGCAGAACCUGCUUCAAGGAAUAAUCAAACUAGGGAGCUUAUAUCCACUUCAGUUGCUGCAAAUAGAAGGCCAUCAUCAUCAGGAGGCUUGAAAUCAAGUGCUUCUAGGUCUGCAACACCAACUGGAAGAGCCACAUUGCCUGCGAGAGCAAAGUCCUCAAGGCCUUCCACACCUACUUCACGAGCUACUUUACCUGCUACAACAAAGCCUUCCAGACCUUCCACUCCAACUUCACAAGCUAGAUUAACCUCAGUAGCAAAGCCCUCAAGAGCAGCCACACCUACUUCACGAGCAACAUUGCCUUCCCCUAAGCCUUCUUCUCCUACAGUGAGAUCUUCAACUCCAACAAGACCAAUGGUCCGCUCUUCUACACCAACUGCCAGGUCAUCCGUACCAGCAGCUUCCAAGUCCACACCAAGAUCAGCAACACCAACAAAUCAGUCAUCAACCCCUUCUAGUGUUACUAGCAUAUCAGGUCCUCCCAGUUACUCCUCUUCUGUGACAAAGUCAGGUCCCAAAAUUUUGAAAAAUCAGGUGCCAUCACGUGGUACUUCUCCAACAGUGAAGUCUAGGCCUAGGAAACCCUCUGAAAUGCCUGGUUUCUCACAUGAUGCCCCUCCGAAUUUGAAGGCACCAGUGCCUGGAAGGCCAGCUUCAACUUCUAGGAGUAGACCAGGACCAACUAGUGCUCAAUACUCUUCUACUGUGUCUAGUUCUAUUAGAAGACCAAGACGGCAAUCAUGUUCUCCUUCUAGAGGACAGGCCCUAAAUGGUAGUGCUAAUAACAAAGGAAACUCUGUGCUGUCUCUGAGUAGAGGACAUUCCAUUUGUGGUGAUGAUGUGAACCCUGUUUUGAUUGGAACGAAGAUGGUUGAAAGAGUAGUAAACAUGAGGAAAUUAGCACCACCAAAGCAUGAUGACCAUUUAUUUAAGAAUAGUAACUCCUCAGGGAAGUCUUUGUCAUCCCAAGAAAAUUCAGGCUUUGGGAGAUCGCUUUCCAAGAAGUCAUUAGACAUGGCUUUGAGGCAUAUGGAUAUAAGGAGAGUGACAAACAUUCCAGCUUCUUCUGUGUACAGUGUGAGAUCGGGAUCAACAAAAAGCAGGACAGCCAGUGUCUUGGACUCUCCUCUUGCCACAAGUAGUAACGCCAGUUCCGAGCCAAGCAUCAAUAAUAACUCUCAUUGUUUAGAUGGCAGUGACUAGAUGAGAAUGAACUUGGCAAUUAGAGAGAUCAGUCCUUUCCUACUAGCUGCCUGCACGAUAACUGAUCCAUCGGGACCUGUCAUGCUGUGAUAUAAAUUGGUAUAUGUUUAUUUCCACGUGUUCUCUUGUUGCUUUGAAAGCCCAAUUAAGAAGAAAGGGAAAGAACACUUGUUCUGAAAGGAACUGACCCAGAAGGGCAUCCCAUAUUUUUCACUAAUCUUGCUGGAAAAGUUCUUUUACAUAUAUUUUUCCAGGUUGUUGAACCUCUUAUCUACCUGCUGUUACUGUUCUUCUAAUAUGAAUUUUAUGUAAUUAAAAUGUGACAGCUUAAGUCAAAGCUCCCUUCAUGAAUAA